Aspergillus pseudoviridinutans is the source of this 642-nucleotide messenger RNA. RefSeq lists its product as uncharacterized. The record is from RefSeq and is a predicted model, not a curated record. Gene Ontology annotation, cellular component: plasma membrane. Gene Ontology annotation, molecular function: transmembrane transporter activity. Bases 1 to 642 code for a protein of 213 amino acids. NCBI's taxonomy places the organism in Eukaryota, Fungi, Ascomycota, Eurotiomycetes, Eurotiales, Aspergillaceae. The transcript is spliced from 4 exons.
AUGUAUCUUGGACAGGGCGUCACGGCUUAUGCGUAUGCCUAUUUUGCUCCUUCGAUCAUCAAAACCUACGGCAACGACGUCAUCAAAACACAGCUCUACUCCAUCCCGCCCUGGGCCGCGGCGUUUUUCAUCUCCAUGCUCAUCGCCUUUUUGUCUGACAAAUUGCGGCACCGGUUCAUCUUUGCUAUCAUCCCGAUGCUCAUCGCCAUGGCUGGUUUUGGGAUCCUCCUCAACGUCCACGACCAUCACAAGGUACAAUACGGUGCUUUGUUUCUCGUCGCGGGUGGCUGCUACAGUGCCAUGCCCGUGCUGAUCUGCUGGUUCUCGAUGAAUCUGGGUGGUCAUCGUCGACGAAGCGUAGGGACGGGAUGGCAGCAUGGGGUUGGGAACAUCGGCGGGAUUAUCUCCACCUACUCCUUUCUCGCUAAAGGCGCCCCUCGCUACCGUAACGGGUACAUCAUCAGUCUGUCAUUCCUCUGUUUCUCCGCUGUGAUGGCUAUCGUCUACUUAUUGGCAGCUUUGUACGAUAACAAAAAGCGUGAUCGGGCCAUUGCGAAUGGGACAAUUGACUUGCAGGCAUUGCCGGAAGAGGAGUUGGAGUAUAUGGGUGAUUUGGCACCGACAUUUCGCUAUGCUUACUGA